Messenger RNA from Paramuricea clavata, 4875 nucleotides. NCBI's taxonomy places the organism in Eukaryota, Metazoa, Cnidaria, Anthozoa, Malacalcyonacea, Plexauridae. The record is from the annotation of a GenBank genome assembly.
AUGUCAAGACAAGACUUUGAUGAUGGAGAGAAGAUGCUGCGACUAUUGCAAUUUCUGGACGGUGAGGCGAAAGAAGCAGUUGCAAGUCUCGAGGCAGUUGAUGGCGGCAUACAUGAGGCACUAAAAAUUCUACAGAAGAGGUAUGGUCGUACAUGCGUAAUUGUGAGUUCGAUUGUGGAUGGACUGGUAAAGGGACCUGUUAUUCCAAAUGGUGACAAAACUGCACUUCGAAAGUUCGCAGAUAAAACCGCAAGAGCUUUGGCUACAUUGAAGUCCCUGAACUGUUUGCAUGAGAUAAAUCAAGGAAAUCUGGUGGAGAUGGCAGGUCGACUGCCGAAACAUCUACAACAAAGAUUCGCGGGUUUGGCAAGCAAAUUGGAAGAAAAGGAUCAACGUUUCCCAACAUUAAGCGACUUUUCCAUAUUCGUUGACAAAUGGGCAAACAUUGCAAACCACCCUAUGAAUGCCAGCAAGGGGAAAACCCAGGAAAGCGACCUCUUGAAGGGAAACAAAAGGAAGAAGGAAGAUCUACUGCCAAGAUAUACGAUGGCCACAGGUGUUAAGGACGAUCAAAAUUCCUCGGGCAAGAGAGGACCUCAAGAAACACCUUGUCCUUGCUGCUCCCAGGCACACCCGCUACACCGCUGCAACCUUUUCAAGGAGAAAACACAUGCCCAGAGGAACGAGUUCGUAAAAGUUAAAGGUCUCUGUUAUAACUGUCUAAAGAAUAGUCCAGUUCUACAAUCUGGUAUCACAGUUAAACAUAUUGCCAAGUGUUGCCCGAGCAAAUUCAAGUGCAGAAUUGAAGGAUGUGGCGCUUCACAUCACACGUUGUUGCAUAUACCAAACCAGCAGAAGAAAGAGAGCAAUCAAGAUUCUGCUCAAAAGGACGGCAGUGAUUUGCAAGCCGGCGCUGUCAAUACGGCUUUUCUGCAGGAUUCUGAUGCUGUUCUGCUACAAGUUGUACCUAUACGUGUUUUUGGAAAACUGGGGAAAGUCGUGACCACAUAUGCCAUGCUCGACUCGGGAUCAGAGAUAACCCUAGUGGACCCCUCACUAGCAUCAACUUUGGAUUUAGAUGGACAACCUGAUGAAUUGGUCGUAUCAACAGUGAGCAACGACAAUGAUAUUCAACAUGGUUAUCGGGUCAAUCUUUCAGUUGAAUCCCUUAUCGACAAUGAACCACAGCGCUUGGAGCUGAGAAGUGCUUGGUGUGGCAGAGAUUUGAAGAUACCAUUACGUCAUCAACUUAUGCGAAGCAACAAAUCACGAUGGUCCCAUCUUCAGGACGUGCCAUUUCCUGACGUUCAGCAGAAAAAGAUCUCUAUUAUAAUCGGGACUAAUGUUCCAGAAGCUUUCAUACCACUUGAUGUUCGGCACAAUGGCCCUCAAGCUCCGGUAGCAAUACGAUCCUGUCUUGGGUUUUCAAUUCUUGGCCGCAUUGGGGAUGGUUCAGAAUCACAGCGCUCGGCCGUUCACAACAUUUGCGCUGCAACAGAUGAUUUCACGCUCAAUAAACAAGUCGAAUUGUUCUGGAAAUUGGAAUCAUUUGGAAGUGUGAGCUACAACUCCAAACCAAAGUCUUUGGAAGACAAACGGGCUGAGAAAGUCAUAGAAGGUACGAUUGGCAAGAUUGAUGGUCACUAUCAAAUGGGACUGCUAUGGAAGCAUGGUGAUCCACGACUUCCUGACAACCGAUCGGUUGCAGAAAUACGCCUUCGACAUCUCAGGCGUCGACUUGAACGAGAUCAAGAGUUAAAGAAAAAAUAUCUGGCAAUUAUCGAUGACUAUGUUGAGAAGGGUUAUGCCUGCAAGCUUACGCCUGAAGAGACCAAAGUGCGAAGCAACAAGACCUGGUAUCUUCCGCACCACCCAGUCCUGAACCCUCAUAAGCCAGGAAAAGUUCGUGCCGUAUUUGAUGCAGCAUCAACCUUUGCAGGAACGUCACUAAAUGAUGAACUCCUUCAAGGACCAGACCUGAUCAAUAAUCUGGUUGGCAUCCUGGUACGUUUUAGACAAGAUCCGGUUGCUCUUAUCGCUGAUAUAGAAGCUAUGUUUCACCAGGUGAGAGUGACCCCUGAAGAUUGCGAUGCUCUUCGAUUCUUGUGGUCGGAUGGUGAUCUCAAUAAGCCUCCGGAAGAGUAUAAAAUGCUUGUCCAUAUUUUUGGUGCGAAAUCAUCGCCUUGUUGUGCUAACAAGGCCCUGAAGCAGACCGCAGAUGACAACGAGACGAAAUACGGUAAAUCUGUAGCAGAUGUAGUGCGACGGAACUUCUAUGUGGACGAUCUUUUGAAAUCAACUGUGACAGUCGAGCAAGCCAUUGAUCUAGCUUUGAAGUUGAUAUCCCUACUACAGGAAGGUGGAUUCCGUCUCACGAAAUUCCUUAGCAAUCGAAGAGAGGUCCUACAAGCAAUUCCAGCCAAAGAAAGGGCUUCCCCUACGCUCGAUCUAGACUUAGACCAGCUGCCGAUUAACCGUACCCUGGGAUUAUGUUGGGACGCUGAAACCGACGAAUUCUACUUCACGUCCAUUUCCACCAACAAACCUGCUACGAAACGUGGAAUUCUUUCGGUAGUGAGUUCUUUGUUUGACCCGCUGGGCUUUCUUGCUCCUUAUGUUCUUCCUAUCAAAGCACUGCUCCAGGAACUUUGGCAACGGAAGUUAGGCUGGGAUGACGAGAUACAAGAUCAGCAACUCGGAGUUUGGCAACGAUGGCUCAAGUCGCUUUCCCAGCUGUCUGAAGUUAGAAUUUCAAGAUGCUAUUUUAAUACGGACAUGGCUCGUACGAGCAUGAUCGAGCUACAUCUGUUUAGCGACGCGAGUGAGAUUGCAUAUGCCGCUUCAGCCUACCUACGGAUCGUUGACGACGACGGAGUAAUUUCUUGUACAUUUAUCAUGGGGAAAUGCCGCAAUUGCCCAAUUAAGAGACCCACCAUUCCACGACUGGAACUUAUGGCAAGUGUCCUGGCUGUACGUCUGAGCAAUCUAAUUAGAGCUGAAUUGGAUUGGAACAUCGAUUACAUAACCUUUUGGACCGACUCCACUACGGUUCUCCAAUACAUCAGAAAUGAGAAUAGGCGAUUCCAACGCUUUGUGGCCACUCGUCUCGAAGAAAUUCAUGAGCACACAACACCAGAACAGUGGCGGCAUGUUCCAGGAGCUGUAAACCCGGCUGACGAUGGAUCGAGAGGUUUGCCGAUUGAAGCCUUUCAUCCGAAGUGCCGUUGGUGGUCAGGACCAGCUUUCUUAAGCCAGACGGUGGAUCAAUGGCCAUGUGCAAGGGUUUCUGAAGUCCCAGAAGAUGAUGAAGAGGUGUUGAAACCACGAGUUAGUCAAAGCGUGUUGGUGGUUGCAGUUGGUUCCAAUUUGGGUCAAUUAUUGAAUGACGUAUCGUCCUGGUCAAAGCUGCAAAGAUGCGUUUCUUGGCUCGCGCGAUUCGUCCGCCAUCUACGAUCCAAAGAAGAAACACGAAGGGCUUCAUUCCCUAAAGAAAUAAGCUUAGCUGAAAUGAAGGAGGCGUCAACGUCUAUCGUGAGAAUGGUUCAAAGCCAACAUUUCCAGGAUGAAUUAUUGGCCCUGCAAUCUGGAAAGAAGAUCAAGGCAGACAGCAGAUUGAUGACUCUUUCCCCCAUACUUUUGAACGGUGUUAUUUGUGUCGGUGGUCGUUUGAGGCAUGCACCACUAACCUCAGAAAACAUCAACCCCAUGAUAGUGCCAUAUCAACACCAUAUCGCCACGUUAAUCAUUACCUAUUACCAUCAAGUGUUAGGACAUGCCGGUCGAGAACACGUACUGUCCGUAGUCCGUCAGUAUUACUGGAUUAUUAACGCCCGAGUGUUAACUCGCCAGAUCCUGCGUCGUUGCAUCACCUGCCGUAAGAGGAACGAAGCUCCCAUGAAACAGAUGAUGGGUGACCUUCCUAUAGCUAGGCUUACUCCAUACGAGCCUCCCUUUACCUACACCGGUUUGGACUUUUUUGGUCCGUUUUAUGUCAAACGUGGUCGUGGCACUGAGAAAGUGUAUGGUUGCAUUUUCGUGUGUUUCACUACAAGGGCAAUCCAUAUUGAAGAUGUUGGAUCACUGGAGGCAGACGAUUUCAUCCAAGCCUUGUGUCGCUUUAUUUGUACUCGUGGUGCUGCCAAGGAGAUAUGGAGUGACAAUGGGACCAACUUCGUUGGUGGAGAAAAGGAGAUAAGAUUGGCUAUUCAGGGAUGGAAUCAGAAGGCAAUAAUCGAAGCUUUGCACGAAAGGGGAGUAGAAUGGCAUUCACAACCAUUGAAGAAGUGGCACUUUCAACCUCCUACCGCUAGCCACAUGUCAGGAGUGUGGGAAAGACUGAUCAGAAGCGUUCGCAAGACCAUGAAGGCCAUUAUUGGGCAUCCGCACGCCUUUAUCAAGCGCGAGACGCUGCGUACAGUGUUCGCAGAAGCAGCUGGUAUUCUCAACAGCCGACCUCUUUGUCCAAGCAGCGAAGAUCCGAACGAUUGUGAACCAAUCACGCCAAGUCAUUUCUUACAACAACGGCAAGGUCUCGCAGUACCUCCUGGUUUAUUUCAAGACACAGAAAUCCAUUCUCGAAAGCAGUGGCGCAGAGGACAAGUUCUGGCCAACCACUUCUGGGCGCGGUGGAUUCGUGAAUAUCUUCCCAUUUUGCAAGAAAGAAAGAAGUGGAUGACGAAGAAACCAAAUUUGAGAGUGAAUGAUCUGGUGCUUUUGGUGGAUACAACUCAGCCUCGAGGACAUUGGCAUCUUGGACGAGUAACCAAGGUCUUCUUCGGAGCGGAUGGUUUGGUACGUACGGCAGAAGUAAAGACAAAGAUAUCGACUUUGGUGAGACCAAUUUCUAAGUUGUGCUUAUUAGAGGAAGCACUUUAA